Molecule: messenger RNA, 4107 nt
Organism: Cotesia congregata
Lineage: Eukaryota; Metazoa; Arthropoda; Insecta; Hymenoptera; Braconidae
Source: the annotation of a GenBank genome assembly
AUGGAUUACUCAUUGUUAACACACUAUGAUGCAGAUGCAGAAGUUGCUGAUCAAAAUCUAUUGUGGGAAGAGUCGAACUACGAAUUGCCAGAAGAAUAUUUACCUCAAACUGAGCAAUAUGGUGAAGAGUGCGACGGAGCCGAGUUUCGUGAGACUCACACUCUUCUUGCUGAUGGUGGUGACAGGUUUGGAGUCUCUACUGUCACUUUUGACACCGUCGAGGAACUUAUGUGGAUGGGAAAUCAAGGAGGUCACGUAACGUCGUACUAUGGAGCAAAUUUACAAAAAUAUACAUCGUUUCAAGUACAUGCAACCCAAGAAGUCCGUCAUAUUCAUCCCAUAGACGAAGGAAUUCUUUGUUUAACACAAACUGCUCUCAGAGGACAAUUACGCCGAGGAAUUCCAUUAUUUACUCAUACGUCACAAAAUAUGAUAGAUAUGCAAUGCAUGUUACAAUGUGGAUCGCGAUUACUAAUGGGUGGUCAUCAGGAAAAAAUAAUAGACUUUAACUUGACCCAAGGAAAAGAAACUGGAUUUUACCAUGUAGGUGAAAACGGGUGUGCGAUAUUGCGUCAGCAUGGAAAAUUUAUUUGCGCUGGUAAUCCUGUAGGUCGGAUUGAUUUACGGGACCCUAACUCUCUGACAAUUGAGCAUACUCUCGAAACUCAUAGUGGUUCUUUGAGUGACUUUGACGUUCAAGGGAAUUAUUUAGUAACUUGUGGGUUCAGUAACAGCCGUCAAGGAUUGUCAGCGGAUAGAUUCUUGAUGGUUUACGAUCUACGACAAUUACGAGCCUUGACACCAGUAACGACUUUAGUGUAUCCGUUUUUAUUGAAAUUUCUCCCUAGUUACUCCAGUCGCUUAGCUGUUGUAUCACCCUUGGGACAGAUGCAAUUAUUGGAUACUAUUUAUGCUGACGUCCAGCCAUCACUUACCUGUCUUUACCAAGUAGCGACUGGAGGUGCAAUGACACUAUCUUUUGACGUAUCACCGACGUCUAAAUGUCUAGGUUUUGGCGAUGCUGCUGGUUCUAUACAUUUGAUGGCUACUAAUGCGCCCAAUCCUCAAUUCAAUACAUUUUCUAGACUCACAGAAUUUGCUGAUCCCGUCGAGACAUUAGAAUCAAUGUCAAUCGACGAUCAAAUGACAUCAUUAAGCACAGUGCCAAUGAUGUACGGAGAUCACUCACUAGCCAGUGAUUGGCCAGAGCAAUUUUUAAGAAAAACAUAUCGAAAAACGCCAGCAAUAGAUCCAGAAAUAUUGCGAACUAUGAAAAUGCAAGGAACAAUCGGGUACGCACCGAACCCCCAGGCAUUCCGGCGCAAUCAAGUACCAUAUAAUUUAGAAAAACGACAUGGAAUCGUAACAAAGCUGUUUUCUGGUGAACCGAGGGCUAAAAAUGAAGACAAUACUUUCAUUGCCAUUCCAAAACGUUACCGGAAAAUAGAAGUCAAGUACUCAAGACUUGGGUACGAUGAAUUUGAUUUUGAUCAGUAUAAUUUGACUAGUUUUUCGGGAUUGGAAGCUACUUUACCUAAUAGUUAUUGUAAUGCUAUGUUACAAUUAUUAUAUUACUGCGAGCCAAUAAGAGUAGCAGUGAUGUCUCACGCAUGUCAAAAAGAAUUCUGUUUAUCAUGUGAACUAGGAUUUUUAUUCCAUAUGCUUGAUAUCUCCAAAGGUUCACCGUGUCAGGCAGCUAAUUUCCUUCGAGCUUUUCGUACUGUACCAGAAGCAUCAGCUCUAGGACUUAUACUCAGCGAUUUGCAUCCUGAAGCUCGAAAAAAGACUAGCCUCAUCCGUCUAGUCCAGAGUUGGAACAGAUUUAUUCUUCACCAAAUGCACUAUGAAAUCUACGAUACCCGAAAGCGUCAGCAAGAAGAGGAAGAAGCAGCCCGAUUAAAAUCCGGUACGAAAUACGCUCCUUUUGUUUACAAUGAACAAGAUUUCCCUAGUAUUUUACAGGAUCUAGGCUCGCGUUACAAGACUACCGAGUCUGACAAAAAGAAGAAAAGAAAACAAGACGAGGAUGGUAAAUAUAUGUGGAUCGCCGCGAAAGAAAACACCAAUAAAAAGGAAGAAGACGCAAGGGAAGAAGAGACGGACAUCAGUCGGAUUUUUGGUGCUGAGCAGAUUCAUGUUCAUCGUUGUCUUAAGUGUAAUCGGGAAGCUUACAAAAAUUCAAUCAUGCUGCUGUCUAAUCUAAUUUAUCCUGAGAACACCAGUCCUAAUGAAGAAAUACCAUUUACUAAAAUAUUAACACGGAGUUUAAAACCGGAAAAAGUAACACCCGCGUGGUGUGAAGGUUGUCAAAAAUUCAGUCCCACAUUGCAAUCAAGACAAAUAACGAAAUUACCGCAAAUAUUGGUAUUGAAUUGCGGAUUGGAUUCUCAACAGGAAAAAGACUUUUGGCAGACACAGAUGAAUAUUAUUGUACAAAAAGUAAUGAAUGGUAAAGAUAGUAGCCCGUCUUCGAGCCCGGUUCCUAGUUCUGUGAAAAUGUGUCGAUAUGGAUUGAAUUGUAUACGCGCCGGAUGCAGAUUUCGACAUAUUGGUAAAGAUGCCGAAGUAACACAAUCGUCACCAUCAACACCUUCUACUACCCCAAUUCAGAUAACGGUACCCCCAAGCCACCUUUACUACUCUCACUCUUGGAUUCCGCACUGUAUAGAAGUGUCAUUGAACGAAAAAGGCGAGUUAGACGUGAACAAACUCGACGAAAUACCUCCAGCCCGUCCAGCCAGCAAGCCUGUGGUAGAAAACGGCCUGAGUGACCACUCAGUACCUGAAGAUCCAAAAUAUUCCAAGAGGAAAGAGUCACUGGAUAAUGACAAGCAAGCUGACUUGGAAAACGAAACUAAAACAGAAACUUCUGAUCCCAAUUCAAAUGAAAACCCGAGUGAAGAAGGUCCACAACAGCCCGUAGAACACACGGAAAAAAUUCAGUACAUUUUAACAGCUGUGGUCUGUUACAUAGACGAUAAAAGCAGCGAAGACCGAAAGCAUGUAGUGACUUUGAUUCGUGUUGGUCCUAAUUACCAUGAAAGAUCCACGGGAAGUGCAGUAGCGCAAUGGUAUCUGUUUAAUGAUUUCAGCAUUACAGCAGUCACUCCUCAAGAAGCUGUUUGGUUCAACUUGGACUGGAAGGUUCCAUGUGUGCUUCAUUAUACCGCGGUCAGUGCUAUUGAAUCGGUACCGUUUGUUUCGCCGUUGACGUGUGAUGUUUUUGGAGAAGACAAAUGUAUUGCAAGGAGUGGUGGCACUCGGGGAAUUACUUUUACUCCCCUUACUUCUGAUGAAAUGCCUAAUAAAGGUGAUUUAGUAGGAAUUGACGCAGAGUUUGUUACUUUAAAUCAAAAAGAAUCUGAAAUAAGAAGCGAUGGCAAAAUGUCGACUAUUAAACCAAGCCACAUGUCUGUUGCACGUAUUACUUGUAUCCGCGGUCAAGGACCUCUAGAAGGCACACCAUUCAUCGAUGAUUAUAUUAGUACGCAAGAACAAGUCGUCGACUACCUAACUAAAUUCAGCGGUAUCCAACCUGGUGAUUUAGACGCUAAUUUCAGCAGCAAGCACUUGACAACUCUCAAGUCGACUUAUCAGAAAGUAAUUAAUUUAGUGGUACCACCUGAUCAAAUCGUGGAUACUGUAUUAUUGUUCCAUUUACCUCAUCGCCGUAUGGUUUCCCUCCGGUUCCUAACCUGGCACUUUUUGGGUAAGAAGAUUCAGUCUGACACCCACGACUCCACUGAAGAUGCGCGUGCAGCGCUGGAACUAUAUCGUAAGUACAAAGAACUGGAAAGCAAUGGAACUAUCACAGAAUCGCUGAAAAAAUUAGUAAUUAAUUUAGUGGUACCACCUGAUCAAAUCGUGGAUACUGUAUUAUUGUUCCAUUUACCUCAUCGCCGUAUGGUUUCCCUCCGGUUCCUAACCUGGCACUUUUUGGGUAAGAAGAUUCAGUCUGACACCCACGACUCCACUGAAGAUGCGCGUGCAGCGCUGGAACUAUAUCGUAAGUACAAAGAACUGGAAAGCAAUGGAACUAUCACAGAAUCGCUGAAAAAAUUGUAUGAUGUCGGAAAUGAGCUUCAGUGGAAGGUGCCGGAAAGUUGA